Molecule: messenger RNA, 576 nt
Organism: Octopus sinensis (East Asian common octopus)
Lineage: Eukaryota; Metazoa; Mollusca; Cephalopoda; Octopoda; Octopodidae
Exons: 4
Source: RefSeq, a predicted model, not a curated record
GUAAGUACCGCAUGCGUACAAGAUGAAGACAACUCAGAGAAAUGUGCUCCACUCUGUGGAGUCUCACACAUAAGAACAUCAAAACCAUGUUAUCCUAGUGGAUGCCACAUGUUUCAAUAUUGUUGUCCAAAUCAAUGUUCAAAUUAUAUUGAGAAUUGUCAAACCAUGAGUUGCAACAGCAAUCAAAGACCUUUCUGUUCUACAUGUAAACAGUACAAUGUGAGAGGAGCAGAAUUUUCUAUGGCCUGGCCUGAAGGACCACUCAAAUGCAAUCCUACAUGUUCCUGGUUCAACCACAACUGCUGGCCUGGCACAUGUGGCAAAAGUCACCUUGCCAGAAAUUGUCAGUGCAAUCAAGGUUUUGUCGUGGAUAAGACUAACCAAAACACAAAAUGUGAACUUGAAAAGGGACCGAAUUUAAUGGCUUGUGAUUUUGGUAUCAAGAGUCAGUAUGGCGACAUCUCUAACUUCAGGAGUUCAAGUGGUUGUCACAGUGAACAGGACAUCUUUGUUAAAUUCAUCCCAAAUGCCAUUUCUUUGCAAAUCGAGUCACUUUUAACCUUGAACGUUACCAUG